Molecule: messenger RNA, 1213 nt
Organism: Urocitellus parryii (Arctic ground squirrel)
Lineage: Eukaryota; Metazoa; Chordata; Mammalia; Rodentia; Sciuridae
Source: RefSeq, a predicted model, not a curated record
ACUGCAUCCUCAGACUUCUUCUGCCCAGCCACGAGACGACUUGUGGUCGCAUCGUGCCCCCGAGGACCCUCCCAAGGACUUGCCUGCCYCACGCCGCCCCGACCCGCCGGGAGGCUCCUCACCAGGUACCCAGCCACAACCUUACCUGCUGGCUCCUGACUCCCUGAGCUUCCAAAGGAUGCUCGGGCCACCAGCGGGGACCUCCGGGCAGCAGUGAGGGGGACAUUCAGCCCCUCACUCAACUCUUCUCCUGUGCCAGGAAAUCCCCCAGGGGGACUAGCAUGGUGAUUUUCCCUUGGAGCCCCCUGGCUCAGGACUUCUGAGAAGAUGCUAGCCCUGAGGCUGCUCACUUGCUUCCUGCAGCUCCUGGCUGGGCUGGCGCUGCCUGCUGUGCACCCCCAGCAGCGGGCCCUGUCUGCUGAGACCAGCUCAUCAGAGGUGGAAGUGAUACCCUUCCAUGAGGUGUGGGGCCGCAGCUACUGCCGGGCCCUGGAGAAGCUGGUGGACAUUGUGACCGAGUACCCUAGUGAGAUGGAGUACAUACUGAGCCCGUCCUGUGUCUCCCUGAAGCGCUGCACUGGCUGCUGUGGGGACGAGGACCUGCACUGUCUGCCCGUGGAGACAACCAACGUCACCAUGCAGAUCCUGAAGAUCCCCCCGGAGGGUCCACCCUCCUAUGUGGAGCUGCAAUUCUCUCAGCACAUGAGCUGCGAGUGCAGACCUCUGCGGGAGAAGAUGAAGCCAGAAAGGAGGAGACUCAAGGGCAGGGGGAAGAGGAAGAAAGAGAAGCAGAGAUCCACAGACUGCCAUCAGUGCAGUGACACUGUUCCUCGGACGUAACCACCCCUCGGAGGAGCGAGACCCCACCCCCAGCUCGUGUAUUUAUUACUGUCACACUCCUGGUGACCUCCCUGCUGGUACCUGUCCUCUAUUUAUUAGCCAACUGCAUCCCUGUUGAAUGACCCCUCCCUCCAGGACAAGAGGAAUGGAGGGAAAGGACCCUCAGGAAUUCAGUGCCUUAAACAGAACGUGAGAGAAAGAAGGAAGCCGGACACGGACCUGUGGGAGCUUCGGCUUGGGAAGAAGCCAGACCUGUGGCCUUGCAAGAGGCAGGCCAGGCCCCAGAGGGGACCCAGAAUCUGUUCCUGGGCCCAGCGCUCUGCACAGGGAGCCCAGCUCCUGGCCGAGGGCAGGGGUACAGGCGCGUGCUCAG